CGAAGCCGAACGUGGUCGAGUUAAAAUCGUUAUGACUUCUUUAUGCUCGUUGUUAACCUGCUCAUCGAAGUAUCCUCAUCUUAUCGAACUUUGUUCCACGUGGCCGCUGGGCUGAUUCCGUCAAAUUAGAGGGUUACAGAAUCAUGAAUUACGCUCGGUUUCUCACCGCUGUGAGCGCAGCUAGAAAGCCCUCCCCCAUCCGGAUGCUGACCGAGCUGCAGCAGCGGUCGCCCGCGUCCCUGAUCUCUUUGGCCGGAGGAGCGCCCAACCCGGACACCUUCCCCUUCCGGUCGGCCUCCAUCGAGGUGAAGAACGGGCCGACGCUCACCUUCGACAAGGCCGCGAUGAAGAGGGCCCUGCAGUACUCGGCCUCCAGUGGGAUACCCGAGCUGCUGACGUGGAUGAAGAGCCUGCAGAAGGACCUCCACAAGCCGCCGACAGAGAUGGACAUGUGCGUGACCACGGGGAGCCAGGAAGGCCUCUGCAAGGUGUUUGAGAUGCUGGUCAACCCCGGGGACAACGUCCUGCUGGACGCACCCACGUAUUCGGGCACACUGGCAGCGCUUCAGCCGCUCGGCUGCAACCUGAUCAACGUCCCCAGCGACCAGCACGGCAUGAUGCCCGCGGCGCUGAAGGAGGUGCUGUCUCGCUGGGACGCCUCGGAGGUCCACGAGCCCGGCAGCACCGCCCCCAAGGUCCUCUACACCAUCCCCAACGGAGGAAACCCCACCGGCGCCUCCAUGACCACUCAGAGGAAGCAGGAAGUGUACGAGCUGGCCAGGCAGUACGACAUGCUCAUCAUCGAGGACGACCCGUACUACUUCCUGCAGUUUGACAAGCCGUGGUCCCCCACCUUCCUCUCCAUGGAUGUGGACGGGAGGAUCCUCAGGACCGACUCCUUCUCUAAGAUCCUGUCUUCAGGGCUGAGGAUAGGCUUCGUUACCGGUCCCAAGCCGCUGGUGGACCGGGUGGUGCUGCACAUCCAGGCCUCGACGAUGCACACGAGCACCUUCACGCAGCUCAUGGUGUCCCAGUUGUUGCACAGCUGGGGCCAAGAGGGCUUCCUCCAGCACAUAGACGGGGUGAUUGAGUUUUACAGGAAACAACGCGACGCCAUGCUCCGCUCCGCAGACAAGUGGCUCAGAGAUGUGGCAGAGUGGCACACCCCGUCGGCCGGCAUGUUCCUGUGGAUCAAACUAAAGGGCGUAGCCGACACCCAACAGCUGAUUAUGCAGAAGGCCUUGGAGAAGGAGGUACUGCUGGUCCCUGGAGGUGUCUUCAUGAUCAACAGUAGUGACCCUUGUCCUUACGUCAGAGCGGCCUUUUCUCUCUCCACGCCAGAGCAGAUUGAUGAGGCUUUCAGAAGACUCUCUUCCCUCAUCAAAGAGGCUUUAUGAUCAAACGUAUGAUUAUUUUUUAAGGCUUCUAUUUCUAAAUACCUAAGUUUGAAUGUAUUUGGAUACUGUGUGACCCCCCCCCCCCCCCCAUUAUGUCUACAUAGUGAAGAGGAGACGCUCAGAAUGUAUGUUCUGUACUUAGUGCUGAUUAUUGAAAGCCAUUUGUAGCAUUGAGUUGCACUACACAGGGAGGCUGUCUUUAUGUUUUACAUGUACAAAAAAAGUACUUUUUUUAUCAUGUCGUCUUUUGAGGUUGUGUUUUUGUGACUGCUGCUCGACGGGAACCCUUAAAAUGUUUUGAUUACUGAUGGACACACAGAGUUAAUCUGGAUUAGACUACAUCGGUUUAAGGUUGCAGAUUAGACAAGAACUGGAUUGUCGUAGUUUUGAGAUUCAUAUCGCACAUCUUUCGAUAGUUCGUCAUGAGUUCUUCCUGCACUCGACCAGACUAAACCGUCUCUUAGCUGGGAUUUGGGCUCUAUUUACCAUACUAUAUGGUGAGACUGAGACAAGGGUCAUUUCACAAUAAAGUUGUUCUUAAAAACACAACAUU
Messenger RNA from Pungitius pungitius (ninespine stickleback), 1950 nucleotides. It is a transcript of the gene aadat, whose product is annotated as aminoadipate aminotransferase. The coding region runs from base 144 to 1397 and encodes 417 amino acids. Gene Ontology annotation, biological process: biosynthetic process. The record is from RefSeq and is a predicted model, not a curated record. The transcript has 14 exons. Gene Ontology annotation, molecular function: L-kynurenine:2-oxoglutarate transaminase activity; pyridoxal phosphate binding. NCBI's taxonomy places the organism in Eukaryota, Metazoa, Chordata, Actinopteri, Perciformes, Gasterosteidae.